CGACUGCAGAACGCCGAACUGGAACUGCUAGUGCCAAAUAGGCGAUAAGGGUCGGUGAUUAUACGGGAAAUUACUAUUUGUUCAGCAAUAGCAUUGUGCAAUAACAAGUAUAAUAUAUAAUGAUAUGAUUAAGAAAUGUGGAAGCUCAGUGGGCCGUAACUCUUCAAAGUUGGCAAAUACUACAAGUAGAAAAUGGAUCUCAGUGUGGAUUUCCCAAGGUUGUCAACAUUAUUUAGAAAUCAUUCAGGGCUUGCUUCACCUCAUCAACCUAAUUAUGAAGAAAAUACAUUAGAUGUAUUAAGGCGCAGUCGAGCAAAAGCAAGAGCUGGAGUGAUUUCAUGGAAGGAUUUUGUGAACAAGGCCACAAAUGAUGCCAAGUCACCAGAUAUAAGAGAAUGUUUUCACUCAUUAAGAAACUAUGCACAAGAGCUCUCAGGAGAUGACCAGACCUCGCAUGUCGUGGACGAUGCAGCUAUGUUUUUAUUGAAUGUCUUUCUUGAUGAGCCUCAUGUACUUAAUGUACAUAAAGCCCAACUAAAACUUAUGUUUGGCACUGUGACCCCUGCGUUGGCUGACAAGAUUUGUUCUGUUGUCAAUCGUAUUUCAUCACAUUUAUCAGACGAUUGUAAAGAAGACUUUAAAGAAAUUACUGAAAGGUGACGUAAAAAAGGUAUUUCAAUUUGGUGAAGGUAUUGAGGUAAAAUUUUCACUAAGAUGGGAGCCACCAGA
Messenger RNA from Homalodisca vitripennis (glassy-winged sharpshooter), 729 nucleotides. RefSeq lists its product as uncharacterized. The record is from RefSeq and is a predicted model, not a curated record. The coding region runs from base 193 to 660 and encodes 155 amino acids. NCBI's taxonomy places the organism in Eukaryota, Metazoa, Arthropoda, Insecta, Hemiptera, Cicadellidae. The transcript is spliced from 5 exons.